AGACUGGCAUUAGUCUCAGGAUCAGAGUAUUUACAACGUGAGACCCGGGAGGACAAGCUGAAGAGGGAGGCAUCAGCUGGAGAGCUUACUCAGUUUGAACUCACCUCAGAAGACAAGGUGAGGGCUGAUGUUGGUGAAGAGGUCCCCCUACCCUGUCACCUCUCACCUGACACCAGUGCUGUUGCCAUGACGAUCAGGUGGUUUAAAGAGACAGAGUGUAUUUACCUGUAUAAGAAUGGCCAGGUGACAGAGAGGAGUGGCUAUGAGGGCAGAGUGAGUCUGAUCACCCAGGAGCUGGAGAGAGGCAACGUGUCUCUGAGGCUGAGAGACUUCAGGGAGUCAGAUACAGGAGACUACAUAUGUCAGGUCAUCCAUGGAGAACAGAAGAAGGAGGCUGGAGUGUUUUUAUGGGUCAGACGAGCAAGAAAAAAUGGAUCAGGUUUGUGGUAUUUACAACAUGAGACCCAGGAGGACAAGCUGAAGAGGGAGGCAUCAGCUGGUGAGCUUGAGUUGAAGAUGGAAAAAGAAUUCAAAGAGAAAUUAAGACCUGAGAUGAUGAAACAACUAGAGGAGAAAGACACACAACUGGAUGAUAUGACCCAGGAAGUGAGAGAGAAAGAGAGACUCCUGGAGGAGAAGAACCAGAUAAUGGGACAGAGGGAGAAACUAUUAGAAGAGAAAGAAAACCAACUGGAAGAGAAAGACAAGCAACUAAAGGAUAGAGACAUUCAACUAGAGGCACUGAGAAAGAACCUGCAGGACAAGAACAGCCAAGUAGAGAACUUCAGAGUCCUACUGCAGGAAAAAGACCUUCAACUAGAGGACAGCAACCACAGACUGGGAGAGAAGGACAGACUACUGGAAAAGAAGGACAGACUACUGGAAGAGAGAGACAAACUACUGGAGGGAAAAGAAAGUGAAAUAAAGGAGAAGCAGAUUGAACUAGGAGACAAAGACAAAAAAAUUAAGGAUAAAGACCUUCAACUAGAGGACAGAAACUAUAGACUGGAAGAGAAGGACAAACUACUGGAAGAGAGAGACAAACAGCUGGAAGAGAGAGAGAAAGUACUGGAGGGAAAAGCAAAUGAACUAAAAGAGAGGAGGCAGGAAGUAGAAGAGAAAGACAACCUACUAGAGGAGAGAGAGAAGCAGUUAAAGGAAAGAGACAAACAGCUGGAGGAUGUCAACAAUGAAAAUGCUGAACUGGCUCAACAGAUAUGUGAUGUGAAGACUGAGGUAGAGAGACUGAGAAGAGAGAUCUCAGCCCAGAUGACUGAACCUGGAGAGAAGUCAGAUACAGGUUCCAUACUCCCAGUCAGGAGGAGACACAGCAAGGAGCUUCCUCCAUUCAUGGGAGGAGAGACCUCAGAUACAGACCCCACACUUCCACUGAGGAGGAGAAACAGCAUGGGGUUACUUCCUCCAUCUAUGGGAGGAGAGAGCAGCAGUCCAGACUCCCCAGUGUCUCCCAGUGUGUCUGAGCUGAGACUGGUGCUGCUGGGGAGGACUGGGGCUGGGAGGAGUGCAGCAGGAAACACCAUCCUGGGCAGAGAGGAGUUUGGGGCCCAGGCCAGCCCCUCUGCAGUGACCCAGAGGAGUAAGAGGAGAGAGGGGGACGUGUGUGUGAGACGGCUGGUGCUGGUGGACACUCCAGACUGGUUCUGUCCUGGACUGUCUCUGGAGGAGAUGAGACAGGAUGUGGGGCUCUGUGUCCGUCUGUCUGCCCCGGGACCCCACGCCUUCCUCCUGGUCAUACCAGUGGAGCCCUCCAAGGGGGAGGAGAGAGGGGUGCUGGAGAGAAUAGAGGAGAUGUUUGGGGAGGGUUGUUGGGAACACACUGUGAUUCUAUUCACACAUGAUGAUAGCCUGAAAGAGCGGAGCAUUGAGGAGUUUCUCCAAGCAGGAAGUCAGGACCUCCAGCAGCUUGUAGAGAAAAGUGGGAGCAGGUACCACGUCCUCAACAUUAAGGACAGGGCCCAUGGCACUCAGGUAUCAGAGCUGCUGGAUCAGGUAGAGGAGAUGGUGGCAGGAAACAGAGAGAGAUUCUACAGCAGUCAGACCUACCAGGAGGCAGAGACCCAGGUUAGAGAGAUGGAGGGAAAGAUCCAGAGAGAGAGAGGAGAGAGGAAACAGAGGGAGGAGAGAGACAUGAGAGAGAGACUUCAGAAGGAGUUGCAGGACUCUCUGAUAAAGAUAGAGGGAGUGAUCCAGGAACAUGAGGGAGAUAUCAGAACACUCAGUGAAAGAACCAGUGAACUGGAGAGACAGGUGAAAGAAGAGAGGGAUGAGGAGAAGAAAAUAGAGCUGGAGAAGGAGCUGAAGAGGGAGUCUGAUAGGAGGGAGGAGAUGGAGAGAAAGCUGGAGAGAUUGAGAGAGAAGACAGAGAAUGAGAGGAGGGAGAUGGAGGAGAGACACAGACAGGAGAUAGAGGAGAUGAUGGAGAACUAUGAAGGAGAGGCCAGAGUUGAAGCAGAGAGAAACCUGAUGAAGAUAGUCCUACCUGAGUUACAGAGGAACAUCAUGAUCUCACAGACAAAGAUGCAGAGGGAGUUCAGCAGACAGAUGGAGGAGAAGAAUAGACAGAUGAAGGAGAAGGAUAGAGCGAUUGUGGAAAGGGAUGGAGAGAUACAGGGACUGAUAGAUAGACUGUGGGAGAUGUGCAAGUGAGUUAUUGUAACUAGCCUGAAGAAGUGCUCGGAUACAUGGAGAGGUAGAAGGGAGAAGAAGAAGACAGGGAGAGCUGAUGGAGAUCUGAGGAAUGUCUGGGCAGAUGUAACCUAUUUCACCAUUUCACUGAAUUAGCCUGACAACGAGGUUAGAGAUGAGAUGACUUGUUCAUGGAGGGAUUGGAGAAGUUAGAGAUAAUCACAUGAUAUUUAUCUCACAAUGUAAGAACAACGUGAUAGUCUGUCCUGUGAUGAGUGUCAUGGUGGGAAAACAGGUCAGAAUACUGUCUGAUCCUGUCUAGGUCAAAAUCUGUCGUUCUGCCCCUGAGCAAGUCAGUUGCGGAAGACACAUUUCAGUUGAAUAAAUUCAGUUGGACAACUGACUAGGUAUCCCCCCCCCCUCCCUUUACAGUGUCUAGAGGAGGGGAGGGAGGUCUGUAAAGAUCUUGAUGAGACUUAAGACAGAAUUCCAAACCAACGUAGAUUAUUGACCUUUGCACUGCAGCCUUUUAGAAUGGAGAGGGUUGUGGGGGGUCAGGAGGUCAGCGGGCGGAGUCAGAGACUGAGAACU
Messenger RNA from Salvelinus namaycush (lake trout), 3237 nucleotides. Its product is annotated as SAFB-like transcription modulator. Lineage: Eukaryota; Metazoa; Chordata; Actinopteri; Salmoniformes; Salmonidae. Gene Ontology annotation, molecular function: GTP binding. The transcript has 12 exons. The record is from RefSeq and is a predicted model, not a curated record. The coding region runs from base 187 to 2667 and encodes 826 amino acids.